Molecule: messenger RNA, 1758 nt
Organism: Dendronephthya gigantea
Lineage: Eukaryota; Metazoa; Cnidaria; Anthozoa; Malacalcyonacea; Nephtheidae
Product: TNF receptor-associated factor 3-like
Exons: 7
Coding region: 169-1242 (357 amino acids)
Molecular function (GO): protein binding
Source: RefSeq, a predicted model, not a curated record
GACUGUGAAAUAUUGUGUCUGUUUCUUGGCAAAUCGGUCAAUUUCUCGGCAAAUAUAUUAAUUUUAAAAAUAUCUCCUCUGUGCUUUAGCGUCAAAAUUAAAGAUGUUUUUGGCUUUAUAUGUCGUGCAUUUUCACUAAUUACGUCUUUUCCGCUCUUCAGCAUACGAAUGGCAACAAACGGUCAUUCAGGCUACCCACUGAAGUGGUUUAAAGAGCAGAAUGCAGCGAGGAGUUCCUUCGAAUGUGUCAUAUGUCUGGAGGUUUUGAAAGAUGCCGUGCAAGUUGAGGAUUGUGGACACCAAUUUUGCGCACAAUGUAUUGAGGAUAUUUUAAAAAGUGAUCCUCGUUGUCCAUCGUGCAGAAUUAGAAUAUCGAAAGAAAAUGUGUUUAAAGAUCAUGCAGCAAGAAGAUUGAUCAAAAAGUUGGAUGUACACUGCUGUAAUGAUGGGUGUAGUUGGAUUGGAAGUUUAGGUUCCCUUCUUGAGGCUCACAUGAAUAGCUGCAAGUUUCUAGUUGGCAACAAAAAUAAUGCCAAUCAAUCAGAUGCUAUAGCUGAGCUUCAAGCAAGAUUUGAAAGUCUUGUGUUGAAAGUUUCAUCAUUAGAAAAAGUGUAUGACGAUGAAAUCAGCGCGAUGAAAGCAAAGCACGAAACUGACUUGAACAAACUCAAGAGUGAACACGAUGAAGAAGUUAAGGAACUUAAGGAUCAAAUCUUAUUUUUCGGGAGAUACACUUCGCUACCAGCGACCUCAGGGCAGUCACUAGAACAGCUCAGGCAAAACCUAACGGUAUCGAUAGCUUUAACGAUACCGAAUUUUACACACAAGUUAAAUCAAGCUCGAUCGAGUAACCAGUACGGUGAAAUUCAUGGUGAUCCAUUUAACAAUUAUCAUGGAUACAGAAUGAAGAUUGCAGUUCACCUCAAUGAAGCCCCCUGUGGCAGCACGGGAUAUAUGGGGGUAUACUUGCACUUAUUGCAAGGGGAUAAUGACGACAAGUUAGAAUGGCCAUUUAACAAAAGAGUUACAUUUAUUGUUGUUGAUCAGCAAAAUAAUGAAGCUCCCGUUCACAAUCACGAGAAGGAUCUACAUCCAGAGGGAGAAGAAGAAUUUGAAAAACCGAUGUUUGGAAGGAGUAAUCAGGGUCUUGGUUUUCCACAGUUCGUGUUACACUCCACUCUGCGCAAACGACAGUAUGUAAGGAACCAUACCCUAUACAUCGCAGUGUCAAUACAGCCUUGAUGCUUUCGAAGUGAAUGUACCGUAUGUUUUGGAUAUAUUGAGACUUCAUAAACGUUCUGUCACUAAACAUUUGGUGGCGGUAGAGACGUGCAUAGUUUAUAAAUAUUCGCGCUAAGGGCUUUGAUACACACACGGAAAUGUUGGAAAAAGGGAAACACUCGUUAUGUUUCAUGCCGAAUGUAGCAAUUUAUAUACAAACUCGUUGUUCACUUUCAGAUAGAUGAAAGCUCGUUGUUGUUAGACUUUCACAACACACUUAGUUUAUGUAUACUUAUGCAAUGAGUGCACUGUCCUGUAUGUUCUUCAUGGCAAAUAUAGUCAACUUUCAGUUGAGAUAAAAUUUCAAGUUGUAGUUGCAAAAGCAAGUCGAUCAAAGCCUUGUUAGAUUUCAAAACGAAGAUCAAAGAUUUGUUAUAGAUUUUAAAAAGUGUGACUUCAAAGCUAGAUCUCAAAAGCUAGAUCAAAGCUUAGUUAUAUAGAUAUAAAAAACAUCGUCUGAUAAUCAUAUAAUGAUAA